CAAGCCACCAGACGCUGCAGCAAGCGGGAGCAAGCAAACGCAGCAGUUUUACAGCAGUUUUAAAUAACUGCUCGAUUGCGCCGCGAUCUAACGACUGAUAAUGGUGCAGCAGUGAAUUGCAAGCAGCAUGCGACGAGCAGCAGCUCUACUGGUGGCCGCCACGCUCGCCAGCGCGGGCGUCCCAAACUUAGAUCAGUGGGACGAGAACGCGCAGCGCGCCUACGACGCCUUGCAACAUGCGCCGCUACCGUCGACGCCGCCGGUACAACGAAAAGGCGAGGGCGUCGUCUACGCCGUCGGCGGCUCGGAGGAGUUUUUCGACCAGGAGGUCGUGCCCUGCGUCCGGCACCUCACGCGACUCGAGAACUCGGGCGACUCGUGGCGCCACCUGACGAAGCGCACUUUGAAGUUCAUGCUCUUCCACGAGCGGCGGCAGAGGGAGUUCAAGAAGUGGGAUCUGGUCCAAAAUUUUUUUGAUGCCACGGAGGCGUUUGAAGACGAGGCGCCGGCGUCCAUGACGCGCGUGAGCGAUCCACGGAUACGAGUGAAGUCCGUGAAGGCCUGGGCGUUCUACCGGGCGCCCUUCGAGCGCUUCGUUUAUUUAGAUUUUGAUUCAAGACCUUGUUCGUGGCAUGCUCCGUCGGACGUGCUGGCGAAGCUCGCACAGAGCGGCAAAGACGCUUUGCUACAUAACCAGUGGCCCGCGCAAGCCGCGCUCACCGGUUCAGCCCACUUCCGGUGCGAGCACCACUCGGCCGUGGCCGCGUUUCGAAGGACGGACGCGUCGGAGGCCGCUCUCAGGUUUUUCGUCGACGCGUUCGCGCACAUGAAGCUGCGGCGGGACCAGCCCGCGCUCAUGGUCGCCUUGCGCUUGGCGAGGGACCGCGCGGGCUUCACGCAUAGUGAUGUGGACAACGCGACCUUCUGCCGCGCCGCGUCGGGCCGACCCGUGUCGUGCGACGCCGGGUGUUUGCUCUUACACAAGCCGAUGAAGUACGACGCGAGCAACAUCGUGGUCUCCGUCGGGCGGCGCGGCCAGGGCGGCAAGGCCGUCAAGCGGGCGCUCGCGGCCCUCAAGCUGAUCGACCGCGACGAGGCCUGUGUUUCUCCCGACGAGGCGACGCCAGAAAAAUGCCGGGUGCUGAUCGGGGAGCAGUAUGCGACGCCCGAGGGCGCCGCCGAUGUGCGGGCACGGUACCCGCGCGCGCGAUUCAUCGUGCCCGCGGCGCCGGCGUGCCACGCGGACCGCGCGCACGUCGACGCGCUAAAGCGCGCGGGCAUCCCGGAGCACGCGUUGUUCGAACUAGAUCUGCGGAAGGCGGCGGACGCGGGCCGGCCGACGCACUGGCGCGACUUCUGUGCUUUCGUGGAGGCGUGGUCGUCGUGCAAGACCCAGAACCUUGCGCGCGUGGCGAACGCGUGGCUGCGGCGGGCCAUCUGGGAGGACGCGGGGCCCGGGAGCGCCGAGAAGUGCGUGUCGAUCGUAUAG
This is a messenger RNA of Pelagomonas calceolata, 1489 nucleotides long. Lineage: Eukaryota; Pelagophyceae; Pelagomonadales; Pelagomonadaceae. The record is from the annotation of a GenBank genome assembly.